UAAGGAACACAAUGGGACGCCACUCUUCUGAUUCAGAGGUGGAAACCAGGACACGCAAAAAGAAGAAACAUCGAAAGCGUUCAUCCUCCAGUAGCUCAUCAGAAAGCAGAACUCGUAGUCAUAAAAAGUCUGGACGUAGAUCAAGGUCUCGCUCUCGAGAUGCAUACUCAAGUUCACACUCCUAUGACAAAAGACGCAGACAUCGUUCUAGUAGUGAAUCAUCAUACAGCUCAAGGAGAAAGCGCAGUCACAGCAGGUCAAGAGAUAGAGGGAAGUCACGAAAAGUCCACAGAUCAAGGACAUCAAGAUCUCGAUCAAGACACCGUCAAAGAUCUCGCAGCCGUAGUAGUGAUCGAUCCAGUCUGAGAAGAUCCCGAAGCAAAUCCUAUGACCGAGAUAGAGGAAAAGGCAGAUCGAAGGUGAAAUCAAGAGGGAAUGAGAGACUAAAACAAAAGGAGUCUGUUUCCAAACCUGGGGACUCGGUUAACAUCAAAGCUGGAUUAGAACAUCUGUCUCCUGCUGAACAGGCCAAAGCAACGCUGCAGAUGGUUCUCCAAGCUGCUGCAAAAGCUGAUGAAGUUUUAAGAGCAAAGGAGAAGAGUGAAGAAGAUGCCCGAAAGCGUAAAGAAGAAGACCAGAGCAUACUUAUAGAACAAGCAAAGCGUGUGAAGGAAAUUGAAGCUAUUGAAAGUGACUCCUUUAUAGCUCAGAACUUUCGGUCAAGUCGAGACAGUAAAGCUUCUUCAGAAAACACAGAGAACAAGCAUGAUUCUGCUAUAUUAGGGACAGGGACGCUGGAUCUUUUUGCAGAAGAGAAAGAAACAGAUGUUGGUACUGUCCCAACUGGUAUCAAGUACUUGGAUGAUAACUCAGUCGCACACCCAAAUCUGUACAUUGAGAAGGGUGAAGCUGAGGAAAGAUGGUUUAAAAGAUUAACUUCUCUGCGACAAGAGAGACUGAUGGGCAACUCAUUAGCGUGAACAACAGCAUUACUGAGUCACCUUCU
Molecule: messenger RNA, 1006 nt
Organism: Nanorana parkeri
Lineage: Eukaryota; Metazoa; Chordata; Amphibia; Anura; Dicroglossidae
Gene: RSRC1
Product: arginine and serine rich coiled-coil 1
Exons: 9
Coding region: 12-980 (322 amino acids)
Biological process (GO): alternative mRNA splicing, via spliceosome
Cellular component (GO): nucleus; cytoplasm
Source: RefSeq, a predicted model, not a curated record